CUUUUUAAAUCCAUUCUUUUGAUGGAUUUUUCUUCCAGGCAUACGAAAAGCGUUAACAACUUCCUUAAAUCAUCUCUUUUUAUACCAGUGAAGUUAUGGCUCUCGGAACCCCAUCCUAAUGGGGAGCCCAACCCUCUGGGAAACCUGUCCGAUGAGUUCACACGCGAUGAAGCCCUUUGGAAAUGGCGCACUGGCAUGGAAAAGAGCUAUAAAAACACUUCCUAUUUGCACAGCACCACCCUUCUUUACAGCCCGUCACUCCAAGAUAUUGACUGCUUACCCGAUGUUGGAGACUUCCUUGACACCUGCAAUAAGACAGUACCGGUCUACAUAACAAUAGAUACUGUUAAGUGCAGGCUACUGUUGACAGUACUCCAUAAUUACAUAUAUCGUUGAUGGUUUCGUCCAUAUCGGAGCGAGAUCGAACGACGUCGCUUCAUCUGCAAAUUCAUCGGUCCAAGAGAUCUCCCGGCCGAAUCCUUAUCAUCCCACUCAACUAUCGACACUGUUGUUUCCAUGAACAAUGCUAUCUGUAACGAGGUUGAGGCGCGACGCCAUUCAUAUGAGAAUCUUCUUGGUUCGGGAGAAGAAGGACUGGAAUGGCGGUUAGGAUUGAGCGCUGUCAAAGCACAUAAGUUUCAUAUCCUUCAGCCUCUAUUCCGAGCGCUACUUCUUAUUGUUUCUCGGGAGAACUAUAACAACGAGCGCUCGAAGGACAUCGGCCGCAUUCCCGUCUUAUUAGUUCGCACGGGCAUAUAGGGCGGGUUAAGUGCACCUAUCAAGUUUGAAGCCCUAGCAGGCAAGAUCAAUGGUUACAAAGGAAAGACUAGAAACGUUAUAGAGGUAACACUUGAAGUAGCAAUCGAUUUUAUAAUGGACUUGGAGGCCAGGGAGGCAACGGCAUUUGGUCUCCAACCAGACCCGGUAACGGCUUGGAAAACGGACGGACUAGCAGAAAAUAUCCGCAUCAUCUUGGGACAAGAUGAGCCACUAAAUGGACCAAGUUCCAGGUUUGUAAAUACCGAUAAAUACCCAUGAAUGUCCAACUGUAGCAAAAAUAAAGGAGCGGGAAUUCGAUAGGGCCAAUCGUAUCAAUGGUGUGGGUGUACCUUGGGAAGAGUAUUGCAUUAAAGAAAUU
Messenger RNA from Daldinia loculata, 1138 nucleotides. RefSeq lists its product as uncharacterized. Lineage: Eukaryota; Fungi; Ascomycota; Sordariomycetes; Xylariales; Hypoxylaceae. The coding region runs from base 22 to 396 and encodes 124 amino acids. The record is from RefSeq and is a predicted model, not a curated record. The transcript has a single exon.